AUGCCACUCUAACCAAUUUUGUUCUUCACAGGCAUCCGUUAUACGUAGCGUAUUGGACUGUAGUGCUAAGGUGAGCUGUAUCAGCUUUUUGGUUUCGUUUUGUUUUUUAUGCUCUUAUAAGAAGUAACAAUUCAUAUUUACGAAUUACUUCCAGUAAUUAUUAAUUGUGGAUUUGUCAAGUACCACUUGAAGAACGAGUUAUACAUACUUGAAAUGUAUUUCACUUGGCUGAUCAUGAACUUCAUGAUUAGGGCACUACCCCGGUAAACAAAUAUAAGUACACUCGCCAGACCUUACUGAGCAGGCUGCGAGGAGGCAUUCCUUGACAAUGGAGAGCCAGUCCACGCUGAAGCCUGCCGAGCUGCCUGCAGCUGAAGAGCCUGCCACUGCUGCUCUCAUUCCUCCAUCGCCAGCACCGUCACUUCCUGCCAGCAGUACUGUCCCAACGGAGAGUUGCCUCUCGCAUUCAGCAGUUCAGCCUGGAACCAGUUCAGAAUGCAAACUAAGCCAAGACAGUGAAGACAAACAGCAGGUGUCAUUAAAAGGUGAUGUGGCAGUUGCCCACAGCUCAGACAACACUGUUACAGAUGACAGUAAAGAAGACUCUGCCUUUCAGCCUCCCCAUCAUAAGAAAUUAAAAGUAGAAUCCAAGGAGAAGAAAGACAGGCGACACAAAGUGGAUGAGGAUGAGAUUCAGAAAAUGCAGAUUUUGGUGUCUUCAUUCUCUGAGGAACAACUGAAUCGGUAUGAAAUGUAUCGGCGCUCAGCAUUCCCAAAGGCAGCUAUUAAACGGCUGAUCCAGUCAAUUACAGGGUGCUCUGUGUCCCAAAAUGUGGUCAUAGCGAUGUCUGGUAUUUCUAAGGUAUUUGUAGGAGAACUAAUGGAAGAAGCUCUGGAUGUGUGUGAAAAGUGGGGGGAGACACCACCCCUGCAACCCAAACACUUACGAGAAGCUGUGAGAAGACUCAAGUCAAAAGGGCAGAUUCCAAAUACUAAAUUUAAAAAAAUUAUUUUUAACUAAGUAGAUUUUUUAGAUGGAAGAAAACUGAAACCUGCACUUUGGAGCGAUGAUGUAAGACAUGGAUGAGGUAAUGGCAGAAACAAGAAAAUGGGUGUAGUGUUUGACAGGUUUAUCAAUGUGUUCCACAGUAGUCAAGAAUAAAAGAAAUAAGGUUGUACUGUUUCUUUGAAACUGAUUCUGGCAGUAAGGACUUGUCACUUGAUCUGAAGAUGAUUUUUCGCACUAAAGUAUAGCUGUUGGCUCAUUUUCAUUUCAUCAGAAGCUAUUACAUGUGCACAGAACAUGCUUUUUCACAUUUAAUCCAACCACUGUUUAUAUUGCAAGCACAGAGUGCACUGGUCCAUGGAAGAACAGACUUUUUGCACAAACAGUGUUGGCAGAGGACUGAACUGCAGAGGGAGAGAUCAAAAAGAUGUUUUAAAAUCCAUCAUACCUAACAGACUAAGUGAGUGCAGAUGUGUUCAAAUGCUCAUUAUGUUGUGACUGUAUUUAUGUUUUCCUUUUUUUUUUUUUUUUUUUUGGAAGAAUGUAUUUUAAAUGCAAGCAGAAUGUUAAGUCAUUUAAGGCAUAGAACAUGUAUUUGCUGUCAGGCAGCAGGAAAUGUCAGUUGCAGUAUGAAUAUAUGUAUAUAUAUUUUAACUCUUGAUAUUGUGCUCAUUUGGACAGUGUGAGGCCCAAUUGCAUUCAUUAUGCUCUGUACUGAAUAAAAAUGUUAAGAGAUUAAA
This is a messenger RNA of Protopterus annectens (West African lungfish), 1746 nucleotides long. RefSeq names its product TATA-box binding protein associated factor 11 (gene TAF11). Gene Ontology annotation, molecular function: transcription coactivator activity; protein heterodimerization activity. Gene Ontology annotation, cellular component: transcription factor TFIID complex; nucleus. NCBI's taxonomy places the organism in Eukaryota, Metazoa, Chordata, Ceratodontiformes, Protopteridae. The record is from RefSeq and is a predicted model, not a curated record. The transcript has 7 exons. Gene Ontology annotation, biological process: RNA polymerase II preinitiation complex assembly; transcription initiation at RNA polymerase II promoter. The coding region runs from base 329 to 1021 and encodes 230 amino acids.